GAGGGAAAGGAUUUGCCAAAGAAGAGAAGCGCGUUAGGGAUCAUGCGAUUGGCGAGAUGUGCGGGCUGGGAUUUCCUACUUGAACCCACCCUUGAGCUUGGGUUUUCUCUAGCGAUGGCCCCCCGUCGAUUCCUGUUCUGCCUCCCCCUCCAACACGGCGUCACGCUGCUCUCCGCGCUGCUUAUGCUGCUGUCCGGCGCGGGCACAGUGGGCAGCUGGGUCGAGGUCGGCUGGCUCCGGGCGCACCCGCUCCCCGGGCGGCCCCGCAUCGCGCUCUUCUUCCAGGCCGCGACGUUCACCGUCGUCUUCCUGCUCUCCGUCCCCGGUCUGAUCGCCGGGGCCACCCGCCGCCGGUCGCUCGCCGGGCUCCACUCCCGGCUGCUCUUCCUCGCGCUGCCCCUGCCCUUACUCGCCCUCGCCGGGACGCUCCUCAGCACGCUCCGGCCCGGGGCCGGCUACCCCGCAAUCUACACGUGUCUGGGGCAGACAAACAGUCGACUCAUCGGGCAGUUCUGCACCGCCCACACCCGUGGCUACGGCCUCCACGGCGUACUGGCGAUACUACCCGUGGCGCUGCUGGCCGCGGUGGUGCUGUUACAGGCUUAUGCGUGGGUCACGGCGGGGAGCUAUGCCGCGGAGCUCGAUGUGGAGGAUUUGCUGGUGCGGUUCAGCAGCUAUGGCUAUGACGUCGACAAGGAGAAGGACUCGGACCGUGACGCCGAGGCACAGCUCCCACAGCUCACCCGGACAUAA
Messenger RNA from Mycena indigotica, 753 nucleotides. RefSeq lists its product as uncharacterized. Lineage: Eukaryota; Fungi; Basidiomycota; Agaricomycetes; Agaricales; Mycenaceae. The record is from RefSeq and is a predicted model, not a curated record. The coding region runs from base 43 to 753 and encodes 236 amino acids. The transcript is spliced from 2 exons.